UGGCAACUCCUUGCACUGGCAUCUGGGGAAGCAUCUCUUCUUCACAGAGAGAGUGAUUGGCAUUGGAAUGGGCUGCCCAGGGAGGUGAUGGAGGCACUGUCCCUUGAGGUCUUCAAGCAAAGCCUGGAGGAGGCACUUAGUGCCAUGAUCUGGUUGCUCAGACAGAGCUGGGUGCUAGGUUGGACUGGAUGAUCUUGGAGGUCUCUUCCAACCUGCUUGAUUCUAUGAUUCUAUGAUUUGCUGGUGUGUGGGUCUUGGAUGGAGAAGGUGAGCCCCAAAGAGGAGGGUGCAUGGGGGAGGGCAGUGAGGCAAACCCACUCGUGGGCACUGGCAUCACUCCUCUCAGGGGUGGACAAGGUGGAGUCUGUGAGCUGGGGAAGGACAUUUGGGGAGGGAGGAGAGAUGUCUCUUGCUGAGAGGGUCAGCAGUGAGCUGAGCCCAGCUUGAGAGCAGUGCCAAGUGGAGUCCCUCAGGGGUCUGUGCUGAGACCUGUGCUGUUUAAUGCUACAGACAGCAGGAUGGAGACAGCAGCAGCUCUGCAGAUGGCACUAAGCUGAGUGGUGGUUUUGACAUGCCAGAGAGACAGGAGGGCAUCCAGAGGGAGCUGGACAGGCUGGAGAGUCAGGAUGCAUCGGAUGCUGAAAGCAGAGUCCAGCCUCAGGCCCAGCAGCCUGGAGCAGGUGAGGAGGGACUCCAGCCAAGAGCAGCUGCAGGUGAAGCUGUGCAGUGGCUCCUGCCACGCCGAGCAGGUCCUCCAGACCCUCAACUCCUACCGCCGCAGCGGCACCUUCACGGACGUGGUGCUGCGGAUCGAGGGGCAGGAGUUCCCCUGCCACCGAGCCACCCUGUCGGCCAGCAGCACCUACUUCAGGGCCAUGUUUGGUGCCCACCUCAAGGAAGGCCACCAGGACAUCAUAAACAUCCAGAAGAUCUCUGCUCCCACCAUGUCCCUCCUCCUGGACUACAUGUACGGGGGGAACAUCGUCAUUCAGGAGGACAACGUCGAGGGCAUCCUGGAGCUGGCUGACUUGCUGCAGCUCUCCAAGCUGAGGGACGCUUGCGCCACCUUCCUGGAGGGGCAGCUGCAGCCUGGCAACUGCCUGGGCAUCGGCAGGUUCGCAGACUCCUUCUGCAUCGCCUCUCUGCGGGAGAAGAGCAGGAGGCUGGCGCUGGAGCGCUUCGCGGAGGUGUCGCGGCAGGAGGAGUUCCUGGGGGUGGGGGCGGCGGAGCUGGGGGGGUACCUGUCCGACGAGCGGCUGGCGGUGCCCAGGGAGGAGGUGGUCUUCGAGGCGGUGAUGCGCUGGGUGCGGCACGACGCGGCCGGCCGCAAGGGGGCGCUGAAGGAGCUGCUGCAGCAUGUGCGGCUGCCCCUGCUGCACCCCUCCUACUUCGUGCACAAGGUGGAAACCGAUGGGCUGAUCCGGGGCGCCCCGGACUGCAUCCCGCUGCUGCAGGAGGCUCGCCGCUGCUACAUCCUCGGCCACGAGGUCAGCUCCUUCAGGUCCAGACCCAGGAGGUUCAUGGAGCUGGCAGAAGUCAUCGUUGUCAUUGGAGGCUGUGACAAGAAAGGCCUUCUGAAGCUGCCCUUCACAGACCUCUACCACCCCAAGAGCAGGCAGUGGACAGCCCUCUCCAGCGUGCCUGGCUACACCAAGUCAGAGUUUGCUGCCUGCACACUGAAGAAUGAUGUGUACAUAUCAGGAGGACACAUCAGCAGCAGUGAUGUCUGGGUGCUGAGCUCCCAGCUGAAUGUCUGGAUCAAGGUUGCCUGCCUGCAGAAAGGUCGAUGGAGGCACAAGAUGGCAACACUCCAGGGCAAGAUCUACGCCGUGGGAGGCUUCGAUGGCUUCUGCCGCCUCUCCAGCGUGGAAUGCUACGACACCUUCUCCAACAGCUGGGCAACCUUGGCCCCUCUGCCUCAAGCUGUGAGCUCAGCAGCUGUGGUCUCCUGCCUGAACAAGCUCUACGUGCUGGGUGGUGCUGUGGAUGACACCACUAACACUGACAAGGUCCAGUGUUAUGACCCAGAGGAUGACAAGUGGACACUCUUGUCUCCCACCCCUUUUUACCAGAGGUGCAUCAAUGCUGUCUGCUUGGAGGACAUCAUUUAUGUUGUAGGUGGGCUCCUCAGCACAAUCUUCAGCUAUGAUCCAAGAAGUGACAGCUGGCAAGAAGCAGCCACCCUCCCUGGACCUCUGGAGAGCUGUGGCCUGACAGUGUGUGGAGGGAAGGUUUACAUCCUGGGUGGCCGAGAUGAGCACGGGGAAGGCACGGACAAGGCGUUCACCUUCGACCCGGCGUCGGGGAGCCUGGAGCAGCAGCCCCCCCUGCAGCGCUGCACCAGCUACCAUGGCUGUGUCACCAUCCUCCAGCACAUGAGCAGAUGACCACUGGGCUCUGACUGUGUCCACCUCCCACCCAGAGCCUCCCCUCCAGCCAGAGACCACUCAGCUCCUGGACAGACAUCUCACCUUCAUGUGGGGAAGCUACUGACGAUGAUGUCCUCUGGCCAGCCCCAGAGCUGCCUCUGUUGUGUUUUAAUUGGCCUGGUGAUGCCAAUGGCUUUGCUGCUGAGGAGGAAAGGAUGCUGGGCUGUGUGGAGCUGCUCCACAGACCUUGGCCACAGCAGGAUUCCAGUAUCUUUGCAGCUUCUGGAACUACUGACUUUGACUUUUGCUUGGGCUUUCCUGGCUGUAGAUCUCUGCUUUCUCUUAUGUCAGCAGCAGAAGCUCCCUGUCCUAUGAGGAGAAGCAUUUGCUGCUUUCAUAGUACCAUAGAAGUGUUUUGGUUGAGAAGAUCUCUGAGAUCACUGAGUCCAACCAUCAACCUAAGACCACCAUGGCCACCAGCAUCCACUGCUAGUGCCAUUGCAGUGUAGGGCUGAGAUUGAUGCUGAUCCUACAAGGACAGCUGCACUCACAGCUUCUCUCUCCAGCUGCACUCACAACAGCUUCUCUCUCCAGCUGCACUCACAACAGCUUCUCUCUCCAGCUGCACUCACAUCUCUCUCCAGUUGCGCUCACAACAGCUUCUCUCUCCAGCUGCACUCACAUCUCUCUCCAGCUGCACUCACAACAGCUUCUCUCUCCAGCUACACUCACAUCUCUCUCCAGCUGCACUCACA
This is a messenger RNA of Pogoniulus pusillus (Red-fronted tinkerbird), 3124 nucleotides long. It is a transcript of the gene KLHL35, whose product is annotated as kelch like family member 35. The transcript has 7 exons. Gene Ontology annotation, molecular function: protein binding. The record is from RefSeq and is a predicted model, not a curated record. Bases 627 to 2387 code for a protein of 586 amino acids. NCBI's taxonomy places the organism in Eukaryota, Metazoa, Chordata, Aves, Piciformes, Lybiidae.